AGGGCGGCUCUGAGGAGACCUCGGCGGCGGCGGAGGAGGAGAGAAGCGCAGCGCCGUGCCGCGCCGGGGCCCAUGUGGGGAGGAGUCGGAGUCGCUGUUGCCGCCGCCGCCGCCGCCGCCAGUAACUGCUGGACCGGAGUGGGAGUGAGGGGGAAACGGCAGGAUGAAGUUCGCCGAGCACCUCUCCGCGCACAUCACUCCCGAGUGGAGGAAGCAAUACAUCCAGUAUGAGGCUUUCAAGGAUAUGCUGUAUUCAGCUCAGGAUCAGGCACCUUCUGUGGAGGUUACAGAUGAGGACACAGUAAAGAGGUAUUUUGCCAAGUUUGAAGAAAAAUUUUUCCAAACCUGUGAAAAAGAACUUGCCAAAAUCAACACAUUUUAUUCAGAAAAGCUUGCAGAGGCUCAGCGCAGGUUUGCUACACUUCAGAAUGAGCUUCAGUCAUCACUGGAUGCACAGAAAGAGAGCACUGGCUCUACACUGCGACAACGCAGAAAGCCGGUCUUCCACUUGUCCCACGAGGAACGUGUCCAACAUAGGAAUAUUAAAGACCUUAAACUGGCCUUCAGCGAGUUCUACCUCAGUCUUAUCCUGCUGCAGAACUAUCAGAAUCUGAAUUUUACAGGGUUUCGAAAAAUCCUCAAAAAGCAUGACAAGAUCCUGGAAACAUCUCGUGGAGCAGAUUGGCGAGUGGCUCAUGUAGAAGUGGCGCCUUUUUAUACGUGCAAGAAAAUCAACCAGCUCAUCUCUGAAACUGAGGCUGUAGUGACUAAUGAACUUGAAGAUGGUGACAGACAAAAAGCUAUGAAACGUUUACGUGUUCCCCCUUUGGGAGCUGCUCAGCCUGCACCAGCAUGGACUACUUUUAGAGUUGGGCUAUUUUGUGGAAUAUUCAUCGUACUGAAUAUUACCCUUGUGCUUGCCGCUGUAUUUAAACUUGAAACAGAUAGAAAUAUAUGGCCCUUGAUAAGAAUCUAUCGGGGUGGCUUUCUUCUGAUUGAAUUCCUUUUUCUACUGGGCAUCAACACAUAUGGUUGGAGACAGGCUGGAGUGAAUCAUGUGCUCAUCUUUGAACUUAAUCCAAGAAGCAAUUUGUCUCAUCAACAUCUUUUUGAGAUUGCUGGAUUCCUCGGGAUACUGUGGUGCCUGAGCCUUCUGGCAUGCUUCUUUGCUCCGCUUAGUGUCAUCCCCACAUAUGUGUAUCCACUUGUCCUUUAUGGAUUUAUGUUUUUCUUUCUUAUCAACCCCACCAAAACUUUCUAUUACAAAUCCCGGUUUUGGCUGCUUAAACUGCUGUUUCGAGUAUUUACAGCCCCCUUCCAUAAGGUAGGCUUUGCUGAUUUCUGGCUGGCCGAUCAGCUGAACAGCCUGUCAGUGAUAUUGAUGGACCUGGAAUAUAUGAUCUGCUUCUACAGUUUUGAGCUCAGAUGGGAUGAAAGUGGGGGCCUGUUGCCAAAUAAUUCAGAAGAACCAGAAAUAUGCCACAAAUAUUCAUAUGGUGUACGGGCCAUUGUUCAGUGCAUUCCUGCUUGGCUUCGCUUCAUCCAGUGCCUGCGCCGAUACCGAGACACAAAAAGGGCCUUUCCUCAUUUAGUUAAUGCUGGGAAAUACUCAACAACUUUCUUCACGGUGACGUUUGCAGCCCUUUACAGCACUCACAAAGAACGAGGUCACUCAGACACCAUGGUAUUCUUUUAUCUUUGGAUUGUGUUUUGUGUCAUCAGUUCCUGCUAUACCCUCAUCUGGGAUCUGAAGAUGGACUGGGGUCUCUUUGAUAAGAAUGCUGGAGAAAACACCUUUCUCCGGGAAGAGAUUGUAUACCCCCAAAAAGCCUAUUACUACUGUGCCAUCAUAGAGGAUGUGAUCCUGCGCUUUGCUUGGACUAUCCAAAUCUCAAUCACCUCCAUGACAUUGUUGCCUCAUUCUGGGGACAUCAUUGCUACUGUGUGUGCUCCCCUCGAAGUUUUCCGGCGAUUUGUGUGGAAUUUCUUCCGCCUGGAGAAUGAACAUCUGAAUAACUGUGGUGAAUUCCGUGCCGUGCGGGACAUUUCUGUGGCUCCUCUGAAUGCAGAUGACCAGACACUUCUAGAACAGAUGAUGGACCAGGAUGAUGGGGUACGAAACCGCCAGAAAAACCGUCCAUGGAAGUACAGCCAGAGCAUAUCCCUGCGCCGGCCUCGUCUCGCUUCUCAGUCCAAGGCUCGUGACACUAAGGUAUUGAUAGAAGACACAGAUGAUGAAGCUAACACUUGAAGCCUCUGGUCUAGUUUAACAUCUUUGGUUUUCCUACUCUACAAGUCUUUCUUCGACCAACGCAGCCUCUAGUACCUUUCCAGCCGAAAACAGGAGACGACACAUGACACAUUUUCCGAGCUCUUCCAGAUCGGAUCCUAUGGACUCCAAACAAGCUCACUGUGUUUCUUUUCUUUUCUUCUGGUUUAAUUUUCAUUUUCUAUUUUUAAAACAAAUAUUUACUUCAUUUUGCCAAUCAGAGGACAUUUUAAGGAACAAAAACAUAGUAUCUUAUGGAUUGUUUACAAUCACAAGGACACAGAUACCUAUCAGGAUGAAGAACAGGCAUUGCAAGGACCCUCUGAUGGGACGGUACCGAGAUACCUCGGCUUCCGCUUGGCCCGGUUUUGACUGGUUGAAACCGGACAUUGGUUUUUAAAUUUUUUGUCAGUUUAUGUGGAGAAUUUUUCCUUUCCUUCAUACCCAGCGCAAAAGCACUGGCCGCACUUGCAGGGAAAGUGCAACUUAGAGCAGUACCUUCAUUCACGAAGCUACUUUUUAAUUUGAUGUAACUUUUCUUAUUUUGGGGAGGGUUGCUGGGUGGGUGGGAAAUAUGAUGUAUUUGUUGCAUAUAGUUUUCUCAUUAUUUAUGAAACUUAACCAUAAGAAUGAUAUAACUCCUGUGCAAUGAAGGUGGUAACAGUGAAAGAAGACGGGAAACUAAUGUUGGACCGCAUUUGAAGAUUAAGUCCACAGUACCUCUUUCGUGAGACAACUUGCACCAGUUUGACUUUCACUUUUCUUUUUUUUUUUUUUUUAAUUUUAAGCCAAAGCUUUAUUACUAAUUUUUUUAAGUUGCUGCUGCUUUAGAAUCCUGAGCAUGUCUCUCAUAACAAAGCAUCUAUCUACUUCCACACAACUGGUUGAAAUUUUUUAAGAGGUUGUUGUUUAAGAAACAACUUUGUUGUUUAAGAAACAGAUGUGGAAUGUAUUUGCCCAUACUCCAACCAUAACAACUGCAGUUCUGCCUUAUGAAGCUCGGCAUUUAGGGUAAUUGAAGUAUAACCCUUACUAACUCUGAAUUAGAGGGUAAAGCUAUUUCAGAGACCCCCUACACCCUUGUUGGAUAAUCUUUCUUCUGGACUCACUACUUUAGCCAGAAUUUGAUCAAAUUAAAAGUCUGUCUUGGGGAAACAGUAUAUUUGAGAGCAAAGAACAAAUUAUCCUUCCUCUUUCAUAUUACAUUAAUAAAACAGACCUUGACAGCCAUUUCUCCCAGCAGUUUUAAAGGAUAAACAUUGGAUUUCAUGCCAUCCUAUGAGAGAAAGCCUGCUUUUAAGAUUUUGGGGGUCUAAACUUGGUCAUAAACAAAAAAUAUGUUUCUUAGACAUUUCAGACUCUCAUGGUUUGUGCACAAUGCCCAUUUUUACUUGUCUGUUUUCUUUCCUGUGUUCCUAAAUCAUCCAAAUAAGCCCCAAAACCUUAAAGGAUUUUACUUUCUUGAAUGUGGUUGGCAUUAAAUUGAGCAUUUCAUUAUCUAACAAAGUUAAUAUAAAUACCAGGAAAAAGUAAAGUAUGUUUUAAUCCUCCCAUCCCCCUAGAUCCAGAUGAAGAUUCCAGCAUCAACAUCAGUGGAUUCAUGAAAGUAAAUUACUCCUGUCAUUUUCAGUUUAAUUUUAGACAAGAGACAAAUGAGUGUAAGGGCAGCUAUUAUCACUUCCUUAAAAGCAUAUGGUUAUUGCCCUUUAAUAAACCCCUUUUGUCAUCUGCUCUUCUGCCAUGUACUGUAAAUCUUCACUCCUACCUGUUGGGAUUCCAGUAGAUUCUAUUAAAGUUACUGUUACUGCCAAAAUUCCAUCAACUAUUUGUUAACUGACAAAUAGUUUGUUCAUAAAGGAGUUUAUUCCAUUUUUAUUCUGACAGGCUUCCAAAUUUUUUCCCCUUUCCAAAUAGAGAUUUUUUUAAUGAAAAAUCAUACAAAGUUCUGGCUUUUGUUGUUUUUUUUUUAAGUUUUGCCAAGCAUGUUCUUUGACCCAAAACUGAAGAGGAAUAGUUUAAUUACCUCUUUUUUGUUUGUUUGUUGUUUAAAUAAAUUGAAUCAUUUAUAAUAAUCAGUGGUAACAAUUUAGUGAUCCAUAAUAGGUUAAAGGUUGCAUUAUUUAUACUAUGGAUUUUUUUUUUUCUAUUUUGUUUUUGUACUUUAAAACCAUGGGGGAAAUAUCACUGGUCUGUCUAGAAAUAACAGUAAUUAUUACUGAGUUAGAGAAGUCCAGUGGACCAGUCAUUUCUUGUACAAAUAAAACUGGUGGUACUAAUGUGUAUCCAGAACAAUUUGAAUUGUCAACUUCAUUUCCUAUUAUUAGUAAAACUCUAUAAUGACACACAUAAAAUCUUACAGUUGACUUUUGGUAUUUGAGCUCCCCAGUGUUUUUAUUUCAGUGUAUCCUAUGGCCAACUUGGUCUUUCUUCAACUGUUAUGAUCCUAGGCCCUAAUCAGUAUUAUUUUUUCAUAGAUAAUGUAAUGUUAGAAUUUGUUCCUUUUCUGCUGUGUUUGUCCUGUUAGCAUAGUCUAUUCAAGAAUGACAAGACUUCUGUAAUUUUCAGCCUCCCAUGACAGAUGCUCAAAUAAGUAUUGAAACACACAGCUUUAUGUUACUUCUAAAGCUGUAAAGAGAAAAGAGGGCUUUUCCUCAUCAAGAGGAAGAGUUUGGGAGACAAUAUACGUCUAAAUUUUUCUCUUUGAAAAAAAGGCAAUGUACAUUUUUUUUCUUCUAAAUUUUAUAUGCCCUAGCAGUUACCAAUGCUGUGUCCUAUCUAAUAUUUUGUUGGAGACGUCUGUACUCUGAAACUCUCAGAACUCUUAGGAAAUUAACAUCACAGGGUCAUUUUAAAGGAGCAGCAAUCUAACCAAAGGUAAAACUUUAUCUGAUUUUAGGUUUAGAAAUUCUAGUCUCAUUUUACCUGAGAACCAGUUUAUUAUCAGUUUAAAUACACCCCAAAGGAAUGAAAAGGAAGUAUAAAUAAAAGAAUAAAGUUCAUUGAUGUGUGUAAUGAAAUUAGAAGACCAAGAAAAAAUGGCUUAUUUCCUACUCACAAAUGUGCACGUGUACUUAAGCCUGCCUGUGCCAUUAAAAUGGAAUGAAUAGUUGAUGGUUUCAUGCCAUACAGAGAGACAACAGAAUGACCAAAAAUUAAGUCAUUGUUAAUUGGGUUAUAAUGGGAAUUUUUGGACCCUUAAAGAAGGAACAUGAGACCUUGUCUCUAGGAUCCAUGACUCACUCAAAUUUUCUACAUGAGAGUUUUAAGAUUUCAACAGAUUUUACUGGAAGUAAGUUGUUAAUACAUGGUAUCCUUUCAUCAUCGUUUGGCCAAAGUACAUUCAUAAUAAUGAGAAAGCAGUUCAUCCUUUCUUAACAGGUGAAAGACAAGUUAAGUAACAUCACUGAGUUGUACAGGCACCAGAUUAACAGACAUGUAUUGGAAAAAAAAAUAAAAUAAUCGUGGAGUUAGCAGAGAGGAACAGGAAGAUGUUGGAUCUUGGCAGCAGGAAGGAGGGCAGUUAGGAUAAGUGUGUGAGCUCAGUGGCAUUGGUGAUGCCUUGCUGUUUCUCCUCAGUGGUUAUGUUGCUGGUAGGGACCUGUCUUUAUUUCCCAUCAUUUUUCAUUACUUCCAUUUAUGCCUAAAUGCAAUUUUCUAAGCAAGGACUAUGAAAAUUUAUUAGUCUAAGGAAAAUAAUUUAUAAAAUAACCAUAUCCAUGGCAUUAUUUUAUUUAAAAAGUUAGUAUUCUCUGAAGUGAUUAUGCUUUGUUGGAUAAACAAAUUUCAGAUUAUGGUUCUCCUUCAUUUGCAUGAAAUUUGCCUGUCUCAGAAAAUAAGUACUUCUUGCUAUAUAGCAUAUUUAAAUUUUUUAACUUAAGAUUGCGUCUCAGAUUUUUUAAAAAAAUCAUGUUGAAUCUACGGCCUUUUCAACUACAAAAUCGUCACACUUUUUUCAAACCUAGUAAAAAAGCCAGCAUUAUACAUAUAAGAGCCAUAGUCACUAGGUUAAGACAAUACAAGUUAUGGUAGAGCUUCAGAAAAUGGUGAAGAAGAAUCAAAUUUACCAGCUUAGCUCAUUUUAUGAUGCAUAUAAAUUUUAUUUCUUGGUUAUGAUGAUUAGGAGAGUUAAAGAGAGUUAAAAUGAGAUUUUAUAAAUUACUUAAACACAUUUCUGCAUUUCAGGUAUCAGUCUUGAUAGUAAAUCUUAAAAGCUAACUUUCUGCAUUAUAUCUUCAGUCUACAAUGUCAGAGCACAGUGGUAAUGUGGGAUAGAACUGAUUAUAUUAGAGCAUAAGAAAUUUGUAAUAGUGCUACAAACCAAUAAUUUAACUGGCAUUAAAUCACAUCUACUCACCACAUGUGAGAAAGUAAAAUCAUCUCAUUAGAUUGGGAAGAGCUUAAUUUAAGUGAUAUGAGAAAUUUGCCUGGGAAUGGAGAUGAGCCUGCUGAUUGGGAUAGUUCAUAAUGGCUUUUCUUAUAUGAAUUGGCAAAACUCUGAUAACUGAGUUGCCCCUUAAAAAAAUCUUCCAGAAUAUAUUUGCAUACUUGUGGUGGAAGAGGAAGUGAGAGGAGCAAGAUGAGAGUUUCCCCUGAAGUGAAGAGAAUCAUUAUACUAAUUUUCAUUUGAAGUAUGUUUCCUUGUGGCAGACCAUUGGUUUAUUUUAUUAGUGUAUCAAAGCCACCUUCGGGUUUUUUUAUGGUGCCAUCAACCUAAGGAGGACAAUCAAACACCAAUUGUUUGCCUUGGAUCUAGUGUGUCUGCUAAUUACAGUCUCAUCUUGUAUACCUUCAAACCAGUUACUUGACUAAACUUCCACCAUAUUACCUUAGUAAUUCUUCUAUGCCCUUUCCUCUGUACCACCAUAAACCAGAGGGGAGGCUUACUACCAGAAAGGUGUGAACUUCUAAGAAAGAGUAAGGAUUCCAUCUCACUACCCAAACUUCCUGAAGUUCCUACCCAGACUUCCCUGAUUGUCCUGUAGCAACACCAGCAUGGUGGGAAUAGGGAGAAAGAUUGUGAGGAAUCCUGAAAGAAUCUGGUAAUUGAUCAUGACACUGUUAUUCUUUUGAACUGUAAAGUGAAAUUGUGAGCCACUCACAUUUCCAAAAAGAGCAGAAUUCAAGCUUUAUCACAUUGUUAAGAUUAAUUUCUUGCUAUAUUCUGGAUUAGCACAGAAGCUUGUAUCAAGACUAUUUAGGAGGGAAGUAGGGUGUAAAAUGUAUCUGUCUUUUCAAACCCUCUCCUUCUACUCACGUUUCCUUCACCCCCUACCACAUUGUGUUGGUCAAAUGAUACUAUUCUAUGAAACCCUGAGCUAUAGUUGUCAAAAGUAACUUUGGAAUGUGAUUAGUCCUCUGUGGGUGCUUCUUUCUAUCUUUUUUCCCCCUGGCUUUCUUUCUUACUCUCUCCACUCUGGUAAAUGGAAAAGGUGACGUCAAAGAAUUGAUGCUUGCUUGGACUCAUGUUGUAUCUGUGACUAUGCUAUUAGCUGUCUCCUUUUUCCUUCUUAUAUGGGUAGAAUUCUUACGACGUGUGGAGUUCCCUUCUUGAUAAGUAGGUUAAAUGCACAAUGUGGUACUGUUUUAUAGUUUCUAGAUGGUUGUAUAAAGCAAAAAGUUAAUGUGGUUAUGUGUUUUUAAAAGAAAAUAAGUGAUUGGUUACAAACUCUGUCCUUUUUUCAUUAUUACAAGCUCUGUUUUCCAACA
Messenger RNA from Hyaena hyaena (striped hyena), 7975 nucleotides. RefSeq names its product xenotropic and polytropic retrovirus receptor 1 (gene XPR1). The coding region runs from base 164 to 2251 and encodes 695 amino acids. Gene Ontology annotation, molecular function: inositol hexakisphosphate binding. The transcript is spliced from 15 exons. The record is from RefSeq and is a predicted model, not a curated record. Gene Ontology annotation, cellular component: cytoplasm; Golgi apparatus; plasma membrane. Lineage: Eukaryota; Metazoa; Chordata; Mammalia; Carnivora; Hyaenidae. Gene Ontology annotation, biological process: cellular response to phosphate starvation; phosphate ion transport.